CCGGGGCGGGGCGGGCCCCCUCCCCCGCCCUCCCACCUCCCCCCACCCCCUCCCGGCCCGUCACCGUCCCGGCUCCUUCCCGCGCGCUUCUUUCCUUCCCGCUUUCCCCGGAGAAACAUGGCCGGGAGCCGUGAGGAGGCGCCAGACUACGGGCGAGGCGUCGUGAUUAUGGACGACUGGCCAGGGUAUGACUUGAAUUUGUUCACGUACCCACAGCACUAUUACGGAGAUUUGGACUAUGUCCUCAUCCCUCACGGCAUCGUUGUGGACAGAAUUGAACGGCUGGCUAAGGAUAUUAUGAAAGACAUAGGAUACUGUGACAUUAUGGUCCUAUGUGUACUUAAAGGAGGCUACAAGUUCUGUGCAGAUCUGGUAGAACACCUUAAGAACAUCAGUCGAAAUUCCGAUAGAUUUGUCUCUAUGAAGGUUGAUUUCAUCAGACUAAAAAGUUACAGGAACGACCAGUCCAUGGGCGAGAUGCAGAUAAUUGGAGGUGAUGAUCUCUCAACACUGGCUGGAAAGAAUGUCCUCAUUGUCGAGGAUGUUGUCGGAACUGGGAGGACCAUGAAAGCAUUGCUCGGUAGCAUAGAGAAAUACAAGCCCAACAUGAUUAAGGUCGCCAGUUUGUUGGUGAAGAGAACACCUAGAAGUGAUGGCUUUAGACCUGACUGUUUUCCAUAGUACCUUCACUCCUAAGAACUCAGCUAAAUUGGUUUCAGGGGGUGGAGGGAGACGUGACCCCCUCCUGGGCUGACUUGGAUGCACAGGAUUCCUGCCUUGGCUUCUGUCCCCACCAGUUGGACACAGAGAGGCACUGGGAAGGUCGAGAGGUGUUCUACUGUCUCCAGGACCUGUGAGCGGACAAUGCACAGUGCUGACCUUCAGCAAGCCUGAAUUUUAGCACCGAAGGGGAAAUAUGAGACACCUCUCCACCACCUUCAAACACAAGUAUAAUAACACAGAGAAUUAACAGAGCAAAUAUCUCUAGAUAGCAUCUUCGCACUUGAGUUCAGACACAUGUUCUGAAGGACUUUCCUCAUCUAAGGCACUUUCCUCCCUCCUCCCCAGGAUACGAAUAGUUCUAAUGCCAGAGAGGAUAAACAAGCUGCUUGAUUAUUUGUUAUUCUAACACUAGAGGCGAUAUUUUUUUCACUUGCAUAGGCAGACUUCAGCUUGAUUUUUAUGACUUACAUUUGCACUCAAGCCUCUGGGAUAAUUUGGCUGCAGUUCUCAUCAGCAAGCUGAACAAACAUAAGCACAAGAAGCACACUAUGGAUGGGUAAUGUGCCAGUGACACUGAACCAGUGAUUCUUUAUUCUAAAAACAAGUUUCAUUCCUACGCGGGGUGUAUUAAAUCUAGACAAUGUCAGUUCUGGCCAGAUAGACCCAGUAGCAUGUCCCUGUCCAGUUAUUGGCUUGGGGAAUGUAAUCUGGAUAUAGUUAAGGUCCAACAAGGUUAAUAAACAGAAAUCUUCUAAGGAAAUAAUGUAAGAUACUGUAUAGAGAAGAUUUCAACUGAAGUUGAAAGACAUGCACUUCAGACAUAUCCAACUAGUUACAAAUGUCUUGUGUCACAGCAACAGCAUUAAUAAAAUAAUAGCAGCUAACAGUAGUAAGAGAUUUACUUUUUUAAUUUUUAAAAUUUUUUAAAAAUUGAAGUAUAGUUGAUUUACAAUGUCUUAGUUUCAGGAGUACAGCACAGUGAUUCAAUUAUACACAUAUAUGUGUGUGUGUAUAUAUACUUUUUUAGAUUCUUUUUCCUUAUAGGGGUUAUUAUGAAGUAUUGAGUAUAGUUCCCUGUGCUAUACAGUAGGUCCUUGUUGGGUCUCUCUUUUAUAUAUAGUAGUGUGUAUCUGUUAAUCCCAACCUCCUAAUUCAUCUCUCCCCUCCCCUUUCCCUUUUGGUAGCCAUAAGUUUGUUUUCUAUGUCUGUGAGUUUGAGUUACCAUAUGAUCCUGCAAUCCCGCUCUUGGGCAUAUAACCAGAGAAAACUAUAAUUUGAAAAGAUACAUGCCCAAUGUUCAUUGCAGCACUAUUUACAAUAGCCAAGACAUGGAAGCAACCUAAAUGUCCAUCGACAGAUGAAUGGAUAAAGAAGAUGUGGUACAUAUAUACAAUGGAAUAUUACUCAGCCAUAAAAAAGAAUGAAACAAUGCCAUUUGCAGCAACAUGAUGGACCUAGAGAUCACCAUACUGAGUGAAGUAAGCCAGACAAAGACAAAUAUCAUAUGACAUCGCUUAUAUGUGGAAUCUAAAAAAAAAAGAUGCAAAUGAAUUUAUUUACGAAACAGAAAGAUUCUCACAGACAUAGUAAGAGAUUAUGAUGUGCCUGACUCUGUUCUAAGAGCUACACAGAGAUUAACACAUUUAAUCCUUGCAACAUUCCUCUAAAGUAAGUGCUAUUGCUGUGCCCAUUUUACAGAUGAGGAAAUUGAACACAACCAGGUUAAAGAGCUUGCCAAGGUCACGAAGCUGUAAGUGUAGAGUCAUUAUUGAACCCAGGCAGUCUGGUUGCAAUCAUGGCUUUUACUCUUGCCCUGCAUCUGUAAGUAGCAUCUGCCAUUGCAAAUAUAAGGGUAGGAACUGCAGCCAUUUACCAGCUAGAGAUAGGUCACUCUGAUUCCUGGCUGUUCUCCUGUCCUACUGAUCCAGUGUUCUUCUUUUUUUUUUUUUUAAUUAAUUUUUAUUUAUUUAUUUUUGGCUGCGUUGGGUCUUCGUUGCUGCACGCGGGAUUUCUCUAGUUGCAGCGAGCGGGGGCUACUCUUUGUUGCAGUGUGCGGGCUUCUCAUUGUGGUGGCUUCUCUUGUUGUGGAGCAUGGGCUCUAGGUGCACGGGCUUCAGUAGUUGUGGCUUGCAGGCUCUAGAGCACAGACUCAGUGGUGUGGCUCGCGGGCUCUAGAGCACGGGAUCAGUAGUUGUGGUGCACGGGCUUAGUUGCUCUGUGGCAUGUGGGAUCUUCCCAGACCAGGGCUCGAACCUGUGUCCCCUGCAUUGGCAGGAGGAUUCUUAACCACUGCGCCACCAGGGAAGUCCCUGAUCCAACGUUCUUUUUUUUUUUUUUUUUUUUUAUGGCUGCGUUGGGUCUUCGUUGCUGCGCCGGCUUUCUCUAGUUGCAGUGAGCGGGGGCUACUCUUCGUUGCGGUGUGCAGGCUUCUCAUCACAGUGGCUU
Messenger RNA from Balaenoptera acutorostrata (minke whale), 3168 nucleotides. RefSeq names its product phosphoribosyl transferase domain containing 1 (gene PRTFDC1). Gene Ontology annotation, molecular function: hypoxanthine phosphoribosyltransferase activity. The coding region runs from base 118 to 681 and encodes 187 amino acids. The record is from RefSeq and is a predicted model, not a curated record. NCBI's taxonomy places the organism in Eukaryota, Metazoa, Chordata, Mammalia, Artiodactyla, Balaenopteridae. Gene Ontology annotation, biological process: purine ribonucleoside salvage. The transcript is spliced from 8 exons.